Entamoeba dispar SAW760 is the source of this 957-nucleotide messenger RNA. RefSeq lists its product as uncharacterized. The coding region runs from base 1 to 957 and encodes 318 amino acids. The transcript has a single exon. NCBI's taxonomy places the organism in Eukaryota, Evosea, Mastigamoebida, Endamoebidae. The record is from RefSeq and is a predicted model, not a curated record.
AUGGGAAACCAAGAGGGUAGAAGUCAAUGUAUGGCUAUUGAAGAUAUUGCUCUUGGCAAAUGUAGUCCAAUGUAUGGAAGGUCUGGUAGUCUUUCUCCUAUAGACCAACCUUUCAAAGAAAGCUCCAAAGAAGUUUUCACUCCAAGACUUUUUAAGACUCCACGACUUAAUUCUACUGAAGUUCAAAGUAAAAAAAGAGCGUUUUCUUUAUCACGGGUUAAUCAAACAACCCCCUCAUCACCUAGAAAAUUAAAAAAUAUAGAAAUUUCAUAUACUCCAUCUAGUUAUAAAGCAGAAAAUACUUUUAUUAAUAUAAAUUGUAUUGAUCACCGAAGAGAAGAUUCUCGUUCAAGGUCUAAAAGUCAUUCACUUUCAAACUCUAAGUCAGUGUCAAGAUCAGCAUCUCCUUCUUUUAAUAAAGAAAGAGAAAUAAUACGACUUAAUGAAAUAAAAGUUAAAGACUAUAGAAUAGAAAAAUUAAGAAAUUGGAUUGGAAAAAGUAAUUAUAAAAUAAUUUACGACAGUAAAUUAGAUGGUCUUACAGCACGUGAUUUAAAUUCUCAUGUUUGUGGAAAGGGUAAUAUUGCUUUUAUUGUAUUAAGAAAUGGAGGGGAAUGUUUUGGAUGUUAUCAACAUGAUCCAAUUGCACUUUCUAGACCUACAAACAACAAAUUAUUUUCUUCAAAUCGUUUCUUUUUGUUUGUCUUUAAUGGAGCAUUAAAUUCUACGUUUAAGAGAAAAACUGAAGAAACAAUUAUUGUUCAUCCAAACAAUGAUCCAUAUUUUGUUUUCACUGCUUGUUCUGCAUUUUGGAUUCUUCAAGAUGGAACAGUUUCAUUUCAUCAAUUAAUAAAAGAAAAUUAUAUUAUUCCAGAUAUUGUAACUAACCCAUUUUGUUGUAAAUCACUAAUGAAGAAAAUACCAAUAGACACUUUGCUUGCUGUCCAAUGGUAUUAA